Brassica oleracea var. oleracea is the source of this 1475-nucleotide messenger RNA. Its product is annotated as serine/threonine-protein phosphatase PP2A-4 catalytic subunit. Lineage: Eukaryota; Viridiplantae; Streptophyta; Magnoliopsida; Brassicales; Brassicaceae. Gene Ontology annotation, cellular component: cytosol. Gene Ontology annotation, molecular function: protein serine/threonine phosphatase activity. The coding region runs from base 154 to 1095 and encodes 313 amino acids. The record is from RefSeq and is a predicted model, not a curated record. Gene Ontology annotation, biological process: peptidyl-serine dephosphorylation; mitotic cell cycle. The transcript is spliced from 11 exons.
GCGCUAUUCUUUUUCAUCUUCUAUCACUCAGAGAGAGAGAGAGGGGCGAAGAAUACGGAGAUUCAAUCCAAUUUAGGGUUAAGAGAUUCCCCUAAUUUGGAAAACCUAGUCCUGAGUUUCCCGGAUCGGAGGAAGAAGACGGGAUUAACGAGAAUGGGCGCGAAUUCAAUACCGACGGACGCAACCAUUGGUCUCGAUGAGCAGAUCUCGCAGCUCAUGCAGUGCAAGCCUCUCUCUGAGCAACAGGUUAGAGCAUUGUGCGAAAAAGCCAAGGAGAUCUUAAUGGAUGAAAGCAACGUUCAGCCUGUGAAAAGCCCUGUGACAAUCUGCGGUGAUAUUCAUGGACAGUUCCAUGAUCUUGCCGAGCUUUUCCGUAUUGGGGGAAUGUGCCCUGACACCAAUUACCUGUUUAUGGGAGAUUACGUUGACCGUGGUUAUUAUUCUGUUGAAACUGUUACGCUGUUAGUCGCCUUAAAGCUGCGAUACCCUCAGCGAAUCACCAUUCUUAGAGGAAACCAUGAAAGUCGUCAGAUCACUCAGGUUUAUGGAUUUUAUGAUGAAUGUCUUCGAAAGUAUGGCAAUGCAAAUGUUUGGAAAAUCUUUACAGACCUCUUUGACUAUUUCCCACUGACAGCCUUGGUUGAGUCAGAAAUAUUUUGCCUUCAUGGUGGAUUGUCUCCAUCUAUCGAGACACUUGACAACAUAAGAAACUUUGACCGAGUUCAAGAAGUGCCCCAUGAAGGGCCCAUGUGUGACUUAUUAUGGUCUGAUCCUGAUGACCGUUGUGGUUGGGGCAUCUCUCCUCGUGGUGCCGGAUAUACAUUUGGUCAGGACAUAUCCGAACAGUUCAACCACUCAAACAGCCUAAAGCUGAUCGCCAGAGCCCAUCAGCUGGUUAUGGAUGGAUACAACUGGGCUCAUGAGCAAAAGGUGGUAACUAUCUUCAGUGCACCAAACUAUUGCUACCGUUGUGGGAACAUGGCUUCGAUUCUUGAGGUUGAUGACUGCAGGAACCACACCUUCAUUCAGUUUGAACCAGCACCAAGGAGAGGAGAACCAGAUGUUACUCGGAGAACACCAGACUAUUUCCUGUGAUCACUGGACACAGAGUCACCUCAGCAGCUGCAACCAACAACUGAAAAGUCACAGUUGGUAACUCAAGAAUCUGGUUACUAUGCGAUGUGUUAAGGUUUGCUGUGUUUUGAAGUUCAAUUUAGUUCCACCACCGAGAGUAGUGUGUAUUAUAGGCGAAGAAGACCCUCUCUUAUCUUCCUCUAUAACCAAGAAGAAGAAAAAAAAAGAGGUCAAUGGACUCUACAAUACCCAUUAUGCACAUUGUUUAUUAACUUCUUCUUUCUGCAUCAGUUUGUCUUUUCAUGUGAGAGAUCUGUUUAAUUUAAUUUCUUGUAAUUCUUCUCUUAAAUUUCAUCUAUUAUUUUUUUGUUUAGAAAUCCAGUGAAGAUUUUUUAUUGGAA